GUUCCACUUCAUUGGAUAUUUAUUCAACUUCCCUCAUCAUUGACUGAAAGUAUUUUUCUACAGGCAAGAAGGAAUAAUGGUAGUGUGAGCAAGAAGAUGAUAUCUCUGUCCGUCAAAUGGCCACUUGGAACCAUGCUGCUUCUGCUGUCCUCACUGUUGAUUCUCUUAACUGUGUCAACUCCUUCCUGGUGUCAGAGCAGUGACACCUCGUCUCCAAAAGCUAGUAAUGGGUCACCAUUCCCUUGGGAUAAAAUUCGACUUCCUGAGCACAUCAGCCCGGUUCAUUAUGAUCUCAUGAUUCAUGCAAAUCUCACCACUCUGACUUUCGAGGGAACCACUCAGAUAGAAAUCACAGCCAGCCAGCCUACCACUACCAUCAUCCUGCAUAGUCACCACCUGCAAAUAUCUAAGGCCACCCUCAGGAAGAGAGUUGGAGAGAGACUGACUGCAGAACCGUUGAGAGUCCUGGAAUACCCGCUUCAUGAGCAAAUUGCACUUCUGGCUCCCGAGCCUCUGGUUGUUGGGCUCCUGUACACAGUUGUCAUUGACUAUGCUGGCACCCUUUCUGAGCAUUUAAAUGGAUUUUAUAAAAGCACCUACAGAACCAAGGAAGGGGAAGUAAGAGUACUUGCAUCAACACAUUUUGAACCUACUGCAGCCAGAAUGGCCUUUCCCUGCUUUGAUGAACCUUCCUUCAAAGCAAAUUUUUCAGUCAAGAUCAGAAGGGAGCCAAGGCACCUGUCCAUCUCCAAUAUGCCACUGGUUAAAUCUGUGACUAUUGCUGAAGGACUCAUAGAAGACCAUUUUGAUGUCACUGUGAAGAUGAGCACCUACCUGGUGGCUUUCAUUAUUUCAGAUUUUAAGUCUGUUAGCAAGAUGACCAAGAGUGGAAUCAAGGUUUCCAUAUAUGCUGUGCCAGACAAGAUACAUCAGGCAGAUUAUGCACUGGAUGCUGCAGUGACUCUUCUAGAGUUUUAUGAGGAUUAUUUCAGCAUUCCAUAUCCCUUACCCAAACAAGAUCUUGCUGCUAUUCCUGACUUUGAGAGUGGCGCUAUGGAAAACUGGGGACUGACCACAUACAGAGAAUCUGUUCUAUUGUUUGAUUCUGAAAAGUCUUCUGCAUCAAAUAAGCUUGGCAUUACUUUGACUGUGUCCCAUGAACUCGCCCACCAGUGGUUUGGGAAUCUCGUGACUAUGGAAUGGUGGAAUGAUCUUUGGCUAAAUGAGGGAUUUGCGAAGUUUAUGGAGUUUGUGUCUGUCACUGUGACUCAUCCAGAACUGAAAGUUGAAGAUUAUUUCUUUGGCAAGUGUUUUGAUGUGAUGGAGGUAGACGCAUUAAAUUCUUCACACCCUGUGUCGACAGCUGUAGAGAAUCCUGCUCAGAUUCGGGAAAUGUUUGAUGAAGUUUCUUAUGAAAAGGGAGCUUGUAUUCUGAAUAUGCUAAGGGAUUAUCUCAGUGCUGAUGCAUUUAAAAGUGGUAUUGUACAGUAUCUCCAGAAGUAUAGCUAUAAAAACACAAAAAAUGAGGACCUGUGGAAUAGUAUGGCAAGUAUUUGUCCUGCCGGUGACACACAAAGAAUGGAUGGCUUUUGCUCCAGGGGUGCACAUUCAUCCUCAUCCUCACACUGGCGUCAGGAAGGCCUUGAUGUGAAAACCAUGAUGAACACGUGGACGCUGCAAAAAGGCUUUCCCCUGAUAACCAUCACGGUGAGAGGGAGGAAUGUACACAUGAAGCAAGAGCACUACAGGAAAGGACCUGAUGACGCCUCAGAAACUGGGUACCUGUGGCAUGUUCCAUUGACAUUCAUUACGAGCAAAUCAGACUCAGUCCAAAGAUUUUUGCUGAAGACAAAAACAGAUGUGCUCAUUCUCCCAGAAGAGGUAGAAUGGAUCAAAUUUAAUGUUGGAAUGAAUGGCUAUUACAUUGUGCAUUAUGAGGAUGAUGGAUGGGAUUCUUUGAGUGGUCUUUUAAGAGGAGCACAUACAACAAUCAGCAGCAAUGAUCGGGCCAGUCUCAUUAACAAUGCAUUUCAGCUUGUCAGCAAUGGAAAGCUAUCAAUUGAAAAAGCCUUGGAUUUAACCCUAUACUUGAAGCAUGAAACUGAAAUUAUGCCCGUGUUCCAAGGUUUGAAUGAGCUGAUACCUAUGUAUAAACUGAUGGAGAAAAGAGAUAUGAAGGAAGUGGAAAAUCAGUUCAAGGCCUUUCUCAUCAGGCUGCUGAGGGACCUCAUUGAUAAUCAGACGUGGACAGAUGAGGGCUCAGUCUCACAGCGAAUGCUGCGGAGCCAGCUCCUCCUCCUUGCCUGCAUGUGCAAGUAUCAGCCCUGUGUACAGAGGGCAGAAGCCUAUUUCAGAGAGUGGAAGGAAGCUGGUGGAAAUUUGAGCCUGCCCAGUGAUGUAACAUUGGCGGUGUUCGCUGUGGGGGUCCAGAACCCUGAAGGAUGGGAUUUUCUUUAUAGUAAAUAUCAGUCAUCUUUGUCCAGUACCGAGAAAAACGAAAUUGAAUUUGCCCUCAGUAUUAGCCAAAAUGAGGGAAAGCUUCAGUGGCUACUAGAUGAAAGUUUUAAGGGAGAUAAAAUAAAAAUUCAAGAGUUUCCACAUAUCCUUAGAGCUGUUGGCAGGAACCCGGUGGGAUAUCCAUUGGCCUGGCAGUUUCUGAGGGAAAAUUGGGAUAAACUUAUACAAAAGUUUGAACUUGGCUCAUCUUCUUUAACAAAUAUGGUAAUAGGAACAACAAAUCAGUUCUCCACAAGAGCACGGCUUGAGGAGGUAAAAGGAUUCUUCAGCUCCUUGAAAGAAAACAGUUCUCAGCUCCGUUGUGUCCAGCAAACAAUUGAAACCAUUGAGGAAAACAUACGUUGGAUGGAUAAGAAUUUUGAUAAAAUCAGAGUGUGGCUCCAAAGCGAGAAGCUUGCACUGCUCUAACAGUUUGUUCCUUGGUGGUUCCUGUGGUAACAUUAUGCUAAAAUUUUGUCAGAUGUGAUUAUUUUCAAACCAGAGAUGGCUCUUUUGGCUUCUGCUGAAGAUAUUUUUCCAUUUCCUUCUUACUCAUUUGACUAUUCCUGUGACAAGACGGGCUACUAAAUUGUUCAUCAAUGGGUUACUGCUACAAUGUAUUUUAUUGACAGGUGUCACCCUGCAAUCUAAACCCAAGCGGUGGGUUCCUUACUGUAGAGGAGUAGCUUAUUUCUACCGUUUUAUGUCCUAUACUUAAGCCUUGUGCUUUCCAAACCCUGCUCCCCAUGUGUGUGUCAUCCAUAAGCUGUUUUGUCACUCUCCUUUAAAGACCUGUGCAUAGUGAGGACUGCUGAACAGUGAACCCCUGGAUCAGUGACUAAGCAUGUUCCACCUUUCCCUUCCCUGCCACAUGUCCAGGGGCUGACAUGUAGGCACAUGUCAUCAGGCUUGUUUGCUGACUUCUGUCAGUCUCCCAGGAGGGCAGAUGGGAGCUGGGGUAGGGGAGAAUAGAUGGGGGUGUUGUAUUGCCCUGGUGCCCUUGCAGGUUGCCUCGGGUGGCCUCCACCAAAGCUUGGCUCCUGAGAAGUGGCCCUCUUUUUACCCAGCCUUCUCCACCUCUGCCUUCUAGUAACCAUUCCUCCUCUCAUCCCUCCAGGAUGAGGGGAGGGUGAAGUGGGAGUCUGGCUUUUCAUAGUCCUAGCAGUACUAGUGGGCUCCUUACAUCCAUCCCCAUACCUUUGUUUAAAAAACAAACCUUUUUAGAGAACUCUUCUCAAUCCUAAUUUGAGUGUGUGGUCUAUUUCCUCAAGGACCCUGAGUGAUACAGUGUCCCUCUGAAAAAAGCAGAGUACAUUCAGGUCUAGAGGAGAAAGCUUUCAUUUGAAGUUGAACCUGGGAGCUGUUGAUACUUAGGUAGGUGAUGCUUCCUCUCUCUGCUCCAUAUUUGGCCUAGUUUAUAAUUCCCCAAAACCUUGUUACUGGCACUGCCACUAAGUCAUGGCAGAGUCUCCAAUAAAUAAUGUGAAACUGAAAUUAUAUUAGCUUAAGUGUGGCAGUGAGUUGUCUUUGAAGGCCUUUAUGAGUUUAACGUACUAUAAAAUUUAAAAGAAUAUAUGAAAAAUGUCAAUGUGUUCUAAUAUAUUGUGGAAUAGAGUGACAUGAAUGUGUUUACAAUUCUCUUUUUAUAUGUAUUGCACAGUCUAAUGGUUUGAGAAAUAAAACCAGGAAUCACUGGUAAUUUCCACCCCCAGGUAUUAACCUUCUAAAAGACAUACAAAGCCAAGAUUUUAAUGUAAAAUACUUUUAAUUGUUUUGUAUUUUGACUUAAUGAAACAUGGAAAUAGUGGUUUUCAUUUUGGUCACCUGAGGAACCUAUGUUAAUUUGCUUCUGGAGAAGUCCAUUUUCUAAAUAACAAUAUUGCUACAACAAUGUGCAAAUACCUUUUUGGGAAUAAAAAUUCUAUUUACUUCUAAGCAGACAUUUGCAAUCAUUUCCUCCGAUUUAGGUAAAAGAAGACUCAGACUCUGUAGCUUAGUCUCAUCAUUAAUUACCAGUAAACGCCCAAGUCUUGAAGACAUUGCUAAUGAACAAAAAGGCAUAUUCAGGGUACCUUUAAUGUUUACUUUUACAAGUGUUUCUUAAAUCUCUGGAUUUAAAAAUAUUUCUGUAUAUGCAGGGAAAUUAGUAAUACUGCAGCCAUUUCCCUGCAAACACAUCUGUCAAUGUCAAAGAUUUCAUUUGGAAAAAAAAGGAAAACUUUAUACUACCUAAUUAAAAGACUUAGAAAUACAGUUGAAAUCCCACAGGAGCAGUAUUCAUUAUUUUCUUGUCUGUCAGUGCUUUGAAAAGGUCUGUUUACUCUCCCUAGCACUGGCUUAUAUUUCCCAGAUUUAGAGUAAUAGAAUAAUGCCCGCAUCUCUCAUGGGAUAGAUACGCAGCAUUUAAAGGGGGCUAAGCAUGAUAUCCUAUAUGUAUGUGCAUGACUUUUCAUGAGAAUUUUGGAAGAGUUAGCAAUAUCAUUUUAUGCCCCAUUAUAGGUACUGUUGUUGUUUUUCCUCCCCCCAGUUUCUGGACAGUAUUGGUGAUAUUUCUCAUUUUUAGAGAAGUCGGCUAAGUUCUAAUAAGAACUUAAAACAUAUGCUAAGGAAGGCUGUGCUUUCUGAAAUGAAGAAUUCCAAAUCAGUUUUAUGACAUGUACCUGAUAUCUUUUCCUGCAUCCAGUACCAAGAAAUAAAGAUGAAAUUAUUUAUCGAAAUCCCCUCAAGGAUAUCAGUGCUAUGUUCAUAAACAAUUCAUUCCAAAAGAUCUGAGAAACCAUUCAAAGUUGUAUGACAUCAGAACCUAGUUCUUGAAUUGCUGUGGGAGAAAAGCAGGUUUUUAAAUUUCAGAUAGCUUUUUUUUUUUUUUUUUAAGAAGUUUUUAUCUUUGGUAAACCUACCUUCCUUAAAGCCAGAUGGUACACAGUGCACAGACUAAAGUGGCAGUGGUCUAAGCAGAUAAUUGCUGCUCUGCUUAUAUGUAGCAAAAUGGAAAGCAUAGCUUAACACAGUAACCCAAGUGAGUUCAAGGCAAAUGAAUAUUCUAAGGAUCAUAUUUUCUUAUUUUUGGAGCUUGCUAUGUGGUGACAUAUAGUCUGCAUUUUGCUUUUCUGACUUGAUUCUAGUCUUAGUAUGUUUUGUGCUGGCUCUAAGGUGUAGAAGUCCUAA
Panthera uncia (snow leopard) is the source of this 5664-nucleotide messenger RNA. RefSeq names its product endoplasmic reticulum aminopeptidase 1 (gene ERAP1). Gene Ontology annotation, biological process: proteolysis; peptide catabolic process. The record is from RefSeq and is a predicted model, not a curated record. Gene Ontology annotation, cellular component: cytoplasm. The coding region runs from base 97 to 2925 and encodes 942 amino acids. Gene Ontology annotation, molecular function: peptide binding; metalloaminopeptidase activity; zinc ion binding. Lineage: Eukaryota; Metazoa; Chordata; Mammalia; Carnivora; Felidae. The transcript is spliced from 19 exons.